Molecule: messenger RNA, 3818 nt
Organism: Lynx canadensis (Canada lynx)
Lineage: Eukaryota; Metazoa; Chordata; Mammalia; Carnivora; Felidae
Gene: FHIP1A
Product: family with sequence similarity 160 member A1
Exons: 13
Coding region: 538-3672 (1044 amino acids)
Source: RefSeq, a predicted model, not a curated record
UGGUGCAGCGCCCCGGAUCCGCGCGGCUCAGCCGCCCGCUGACGCAUGGUCGGAAAGUUGCGCUCAAACCUUCUCCCUUCUCCUACUUUCUUUCUAGGGCCGGGCUGUUGAGUUGGAGCCGGGCGGGGAGGAGCCGGCUCUCCGCCCCUCCUGGAGUCCGGCGCGGGUGGCGGCUCGGGGUCCAGUGUACCCUGGACGGCGGCACAAACUUUCCCGACAGUUUGGGGACACUUGUCCGGAGCGUCCCGCACUGUGUGGAAGGAGGAGCCGAGUCCGCGGGCAGAUUUCGGAAGUCUUCUUCUGGGAGUUUCCAACAGUGCCAAGUGUUGGAGAAAUCUUUUCUGCCCCUCUGAUAGCGUGAAUUGAGCAAAUACAGCCCAGCAUUACGCUACCAAAGACAGCAAUCUCAGGUUUCAGAAGAUAGCAAUGAAAUGUGAAGAAGUUACAUUUCUUACGUGAUACUUGAAAGUUAGUGACUGCUUGCCAAAUUUUCUGGAAAAUUAAAUAUGACUUAGAAGCAUUGAUGUAUGAAGGUUUAUGAUGUCAUCGGUUGCGACAGAAAGUAAACUCCAGCAGACUGUGAGCCUGCAGGGAGUUGACCCAGAAACAUGCAUGAUUGUAUUUAAAAACCACUGGGCACAGGUUGUGAAGAUCUUAGAGAAGCACGACCCCUUGAAGAACACCCAGGCAAAAUAUGGAUCCAUCCCUCCAGAUGAGGCCAGUGCCGUGCAGAAUUAUGUAGAACACAUGCUCUUCUUGCUAAUUGAAGAGCAAGCCAAGGAUGCUGCGAUGGGGCCGAUUCUGGAAUUUGUGGUCUCCGAGAACAUCAUGGAGAAACUCUUCCUUUGGAGCUUGCGGAGGGAAUUUACUGAUGAGACUAAAAUCGAGCAGCUAAAGAUGUACGAGAUGUUGGUCACUCAGUCGCACCAGCCUCUGUUGCACCACAAGCCCAUCCUGAAGCCCCUGAUGAUGUUGCUGAGCUCUUGUUCGGGAACAAGCACCCCUGCCGUGGAGGGGAAGCUGGUUGUCCUCCUCAAUCAGCUUUGUUCCAUCCUUGCCAAAGAUCCAUCUAUUCUGGAACUCUUCUUCCACACUAGUGAGGACCAAGGGGCAGCCAACUUCCUCAUCUUCUCCCUUCUGAUUCCCUUCAUUCACCGAGAGGGGACAGUGGGUCAGCAGGCCCGGGAUGCUUUGCUUUUCAUCAUGUCUCUGUCUGCUGAGAACAGCAUGGUGGCCAAUCACAUUGUGGAGAACACCUACUUUUGUCCAGUACUUGCAACCGGGCUCAGUGGUCUCUACUCUUCCCUGCCUACAAAGCUCGAAGAGAAAGGUGAGGAAUGGCACUGCCUUCUGAAGGAUGACUGGCUCCUACUCCCUGCUCUCGUUCAGUUCAUGAACUCCCUGGAGUUUUGCAAUGCCGUCAUACAGGUGGCUCACCCCUUGAUUCGCAAUCAGCUUGUUAAUUAUAUUUACAAUGGGUUCUUGGUACCGGUCUUGGCUCCUGCGCUCCAUAAGGUGACUGUGGAGGAGGUCAUGACCACAACUGCAUAUUUGGACCUUUUCCUGCGUAGUAUCUCCGAGCCAGCAUUACUCGAGAUCUUCCUCCGUUUUAUCCUGUUGCACCAGCACGAGAAUGUCCACAUCCUAGAUACUCUCACAAGCCGAAUCAACACCCCAUUUCGGCUCUGUGUGGUGUCCCUGGCAUUGUUUAGAACUCUCAUCGGUUUACAUUGUGAAGAUGUGAUGUUACAGCUAGUUCUAAGGUAUCUGAUCCCUUGCAACCACAUGAUGCUGAGUCAGAGGUGGGCCGUGAAGGAGAGAGACUGUUACUCUGUUUCUGCGGCCAAGCUGCUCGCCCUGACCCCCGUUUGCUGCUCCAGCGGGAUCACCCUGACUCUUGGGAACCAGGAGAGGGACUAUAUUCUCUGGUCAAAGUGUACGCAUGAUAGUUCAGGGGCCGUGGAGCAGCCAGUGCCCCAAGUGUCGUCUCCGUCGGCCUGCAUCGUGGAGUACGGCAAAGCCCUGGACAUCAGCUACCUGCAGUACCUGUGGGAGGCCCACACCAACAUCCUCCGCUGCACGAGGGACUGCCGAGUCUGGUCCGCCCUGUACGACGGAGACUCCCCUGACCCGGAGACGUUUGUCCAGAGUCUGGCGGAGGACAGCGCCGUCGGCUCCCCCUAUCCUGUGUUCAGGCUCCCGCCGCAACUCCCCAGGAAGACGGGCUCUCCGCUGCCUCCAGGAAAGGAGAAGAGCCACACGGAGCUGGAGUGGGAUGACAGCUAUGACACCGGCAUCUCCUCAGGGGCGGACGUGGGAUCCCCUGGGCAUUAUGAUGAUCUGGAGAAUUCGGGCCCGCCGGCACCAGUCGACCCCCCCAGACACAUCCAGGAGAUGAAGAAGAACGCCAUCCUGCUCUUCAAAGGGUCCUACAUCGAAGAGUCCGACUUCCAGGAUGAUGUGAUGGUGUACCGGCUGUGUGCCGAGAAGGACUCUGAGGAUACUAGGAAGGUACAGGCGGAAACCGCCAGCCCUGCAAGCCAAGCCCAGACUGAGGUUCAGGGUCCCGCCCUGAACAACGGCCCCCUGCCCAGCCCUCCGUCAGGCACGGAUUCAGAGGAGGAACACGGUAGGGACAAUUCAGACCUGUUUCCAAAUGCGUCCAAGGGACCGACACAAGAAGAGGAGCUGGAAAUAGCCCCGCAACCGAUCCCGGAGUUAGUGUCUCCCAUCUCCGAGGCUGAACACGAUUCAAAGCCGAUGGUCAUUAACCCAGGGGGUGAAGAUUUCAUCGCCCAGUAUGACCAAAUCAUUAAAGAACUGGAUUCGGGCCCCGAGGGCUUGACAGAAGAGAAUUUCCCCUCGCCUGCUGUCUUGCAUCUCAAGGGAGAGCAAGAGGGGAAGGAAGAAGAGAGCAAAGGAGAAAAGGAGGACGAAGAGGAGGAGGCCGGGGAGAAGGCCCUGGAAGAGGAGGACGACUUUGAUUCUUUUAUAGCAGACGCUCCCACCAUCGACGCCGCGCCGUCCCCGUUUGGGGUGAGAGAUGAGACUGCCUUUGCCAGUCAGCCUCCCGUGAGGACUCAGAGCACCCCGUUCACAGGCCCAUUCAUCAGCGUGGUCCUGUCAAAGCUGGAGAACAUGCUGGAGAACUCUCUACAUGUUAAUUUGCUGCUUAUCGGGAUCAUUACUCAGCUAGCCAGCUACCCGCAGCCUCUCCUGCGCUCCUUUCUGCUCAACACCAACAUGGUCUUCCAGCCAAGUGUCCGCUCCCUCUAUCAGGUCCUUGCGUCUGUGAAAAACAAGAUUGAGCAGUUUGCUUCUGUGGAGAGAGACUUCCCAGGGCUCCUCAUACAAGCCCAGCAAUACCUGCUCUUCCGAGUGGACAUGUCUGACAUGACCCCUGAGUCACUAACCAAAGAUCCCAUUCAGGAUGCUUCCAGGACAGGAAUUGGCAAGAACCUUUUGGAUGGUCCCCCAAGAGUGCUUCAGCCCUUCCUGACAAACAGAGCCAAGGUGGCUGGGGUGCCCCCAAGCCUGCCCCUGCCGGUGAGGAACACCAUGCUGGCCGCUGCCCUCUUCCCAGAGUUCCUGAAGGAACUGGCUGCCUUGGCCCAGGAACACUCCAUUCUGUGCUACAAGAUCCUGGGUGACUUUGAGGACUCCUGUUGUUAGUUUUUUUUUUUUUUUUUUUUUUUUUAAUAGAGGUUCUUGUUUUAAGGUUUUAGCAUCUUGACUGAAUGUUAAAUGCAAAGCUGCUUACAAAAAUUUCUACUUUGAUAUUUCCUGACAAUACUUGAUUUGUGGGGAGGGAAAUUUUC